AUGUUUGCCAAGAUUUUGGCCAAGCGCCGCAACAAGGAGCAGGAGAAGCAGCGCCAGCAGCAGCAGCCUCGGGGCUUUAAGCGACAACAAUCCGGCUCUGCUGAUGAGCCCCAGAGCAGGCAACUCGAGGCCCCAGCUGCGGAACGAGGCACAUCAUCGCAACCCCUUGAUCUGAUCUCAGACAUGCUUGUUCAAAUACCCGUCUGUGACGAUGGGGGGUCAGACUCUGACAUGGUUGGCUUCUUGCUCCCUCAUCUCGCGAAUCCUGAGUCCCGCCAACGGCUCCGUCACUUCUUUGAGGAAGCCGACUGGGAUUGGCAUUACUGUCUGCCAUCCAUCCUCAAUGUGGGACUCAGCAGGAGCGCUCGCGAUGGUGGCCGCCGUUGCCGUUGCUCUUACCAUAGGAACCCUCAACGCCUUAUAAAGGUGAAGAUCAUCGGUGGUGACGAACAGCGGGCUCUCUCCUUCCAGGUUGCCUAUGAACGCCCCUCCUCUUCGCACGAUUGGUGA
This is a messenger RNA of Fusarium falciforme, 510 nucleotides long. RefSeq lists its product as hypothetical. The transcript has a single exon. The coding region runs from base 1 to 510 and encodes 169 amino acids. Lineage: Eukaryota; Fungi; Ascomycota; Sordariomycetes; Hypocreales; Nectriaceae. The record is from RefSeq and is a predicted model, not a curated record.